AUGCGGUCAGUUCUUUGUGUAGCUGCUGCGCUGUGCUGGCUGCUGUCGCACUGGGCCGCGCUGACGUCGGGGGCGGUGGUGGUACCGCGAAGCCCGGUGUGGGACAUCGUCCCUACAUGGAACGCGCCGCCGCUGGUCUACCCCAACCAACCGGUUCCCGACGCUCCGCUGCUGGGCAACGGGGGCAAGCUCGGGGUGGUGGUCGGCAGCCGUCCGCUGGGCGACCAGCUGACCUUCUACCUGGCCAAGAACGACUUCUGGGCGGCCCCGAUCUCUGGCUUCUCCCACCUGGGCUACGGCGACGGAGGCCUCCGCCAGGUCGGCGGACUGCGCGUCACCAUUCCCGCCUUCGACUCCGACCUCUCUCGGCAGGGCGCCCAUGAGCAAGCCACCGCCUCCUCCUCCCUUCCCGGCACUACUCCCUUCACCGCGUACCAGUUCAUGGGCAACGCCUCGGUCAAGGUCAUCCAGCGCUACGACUGGACCGUCACCUCGGAAUCCUUCGUGGCGCCCGACGUCAACCUCAUGGUCACCUCCCUGGACUUUGUGAGGCCUGCACCAACCAAGCUGGCCGCCGCCGCCGCCGCCGUGGUCAAUGUGACCGUGUGGCUUCCGGCCGGCGGGCAGCUGCCCACUUCCACAGGCUACGUGCUGGCCGACGGUCGCACCUUCUCUCUCAGGCCCGGCCAAGGCCGCCCACACGCCGCCGACGGGAUCCGACUUAACGAGAAGCAGGCGGCCCAGGUGGAGAGCGUGUUCGUCACGCGGACUAACGGCAGCCCCUACCAGGUGUUGCCCAACGCCAAGCAGCCCAAACCUUUCCUGAACACCGCCGUCAUCGCUUGCCGGCUGAUGUGGGACAAUGGGACCAGCCUUACGCCGGCGGCGGUCGCCAUCAAUCAGGACCAGGUGGAACUCUCCAUCUUGGCACCAACGAAUGGCCAACGCAUCUUCCUGCUCACCUACGUGCUGAGCAACGCUGACGCAAUGGGCCAAAACAUCGACCCGCAGCACGAAGCCACCCUCGCUCUGCACCUCCAGACGCCCAAAACGAUCGAGGCCGCCCUCAACAGCACGCUGGAUCACUGGCUCUUGUAUUGGAAUGCGUCGUCGGUACUGUGGAAUGACGAUCCGCUGACCACCGGCUACUGGUACGGGUCACAGUACAUUUUGGGCCUCAUCUCCCGGAAGGGCGCUGUCGCCCCGGGUCUGUUUGGGUCGUUCAUCACCACGGACGGGUUGCCGUUCGGCGGCGACUUUACGCUGAAUUACAACUUCCAGGCUCCCUACUACGCCGCCGCGUCGUCCAACCGCCUCGAGGUGAUGGCGCCCUUCUUCGACGUCAUCAUCGACUACAUGGCCAAAGGCGAACAGAUGGCUGACGAUUACUUUGGAUGUCCGGGAGUCCACUACCCUGGCCACAUUGGCCCGUGGGGUAUGACGUCGACUGAUGUGGGUGACAUGGGCCAGCGGUCCGACGCUGUGUUUGCAGCCCUCAUAUUCGCGCACCGCUACAUGUACUCUCUCGACGACACCUGGCUCAAGGCUGAGGUGGGCGUACUGCAACGAACGCCGUACGACUUCCUGACGGGCGUGGCUGACUUCUGGUUGUGCUACCUACAGAAGAACGUCACCCAGAAUGGCACCUAUACCUACAAUAGCGUGAACGACUGCACUUUCGAGCUGUGCGGCAGCACGACCAACGGUGUGGCCUAUGACGUCAACCCAACCAGCACCUUGUCCUUCCUGCGCCUCCUGUUCAGCACCCUCGCUACAGCGGAGCAACGUGCGGCGGCGGCGGCCGCCACUCAGUCUUCUGCGGCGGCGGCUGCGGCUGUGAAGCGUGCUCGGCAGUAUCAGGACGUGGCGGACAACUUGGCGCCGUUUGCCACGGGCAUCUCCGGGUCGACGGGGCAAAAGGUGUUCCAGGCGUCGUAUCUGAUAGCUCCGCAACCGCCGGGAGGCAACCCUCUGGACACCUACGCCUUGUGGCCCGCGGGCACCAUCGGCCUGGGCUCCGACCCCGACACGCUCCUCGUGGCCCAGAACACCAUCAAGAGCGUCGACAGCUGGGCGCAGGGCAACGCCUUCCCUCAAAUCUUCCCGGCGGCUGUGCGGGCCGGUUACAAUAGUACUGACCUGCUGGCGCACUGGCGCAAGACCCUGCAGACCUGGUGUCAAACCAACCUUUACUGCAGCGUGUCUCACAGCGGCAUAGAAGGUCUUGGGGCGCUUGGUACUGUGAACGAGAUGUUGAUGCAGAGCCAUGAGGGCUACAUUCGGAUAUUCCCUGGUGUUCCGCUGGGAAGCCGCUAUUUCUUUACCACACUCCGGGCUAUCAAUGCCACACUUGUGUCGGCCUGGGUGGAUGAGAUCGGCUUUGUGCAUGAUAUGGUCGUUACCAGCGAACAGGGAUCGCCCAUCAUCCUCUACCAGCCCUGGGAGAUGCAAAAGGCCAUAGGCGCGCCCUUCUCCCCACCACCGUUGUUCACAUGUAUUUGCUACUAUGGGACACAGGACUGUAAGCAGCUUGCCUGCCCAGGCAACAUCUGCUCCUUCACCAAUCCCGAGAAAGGGCAGACCUACAGCAUCCUUCCAUUUCCCUGA
Messenger RNA from Acanthamoeba castellanii str. Neff, 2607 nucleotides. RefSeq lists its product as uncharacterized. The record is from RefSeq and is a predicted model, not a curated record. The transcript has 10 exons. Lineage: Eukaryota; Discosea; Longamoebia; Acanthamoebidae. Gene Ontology annotation, biological process: carbohydrate metabolic process. Bases 1 to 2607 code for a protein of 868 amino acids. Gene Ontology annotation, molecular function: alpha-L-fucosidase activity.